Colossoma macropomum (tambaqui) is the source of this 2529-nucleotide messenger RNA. Its product is annotated as fizzy-related protein homolog. The transcript has 14 exons. Gene Ontology annotation, cellular component: anaphase-promoting complex. Lineage: Eukaryota; Metazoa; Chordata; Actinopteri; Characiformes; Serrasalmidae. Gene Ontology annotation, biological process: positive regulation of anaphase-promoting complex-dependent catabolic process; anaphase-promoting complex-dependent catabolic process; positive regulation of ubiquitin protein ligase activity. Bases 235 to 1719 code for a protein of 494 amino acids. The record is from RefSeq and is a predicted model, not a curated record. Gene Ontology annotation, molecular function: protein binding; anaphase-promoting complex binding; ubiquitin ligase activator activity.
GUAAAGGUAGCUAAAGCAGAUGUUUACACGAGGCCGGACAGGCGGCGGUGUUCUCAGGUAAUCGCUGUAACCAUAGAAACACAGCUGCAUUUUGUUAUUCAAAAAGGUGACGUCGGCGACGUAGAUUACCCAUAUCACCUUGCGCUUUUCAGAACAACAAUCAUCUAGCUAGAGGUCUCAGUUACAAAAACAACAAAACGGAGGCACUUUGUCAGCUCGAGCAGUCAGUCUGCCAUGGACCAGGAUUAUGAGAGUCGGCUGCUACGACAAAUCAAUAUACAGAAUGACAACGCCAGCCCCAUUAAGGUGACAGAGGUCAUGCAAGCACUGACGCCCACAAACUCACCCCUGUCCUCACCAAGUAAACACGGAGAUCGCUUCAUCCCGUCCCGCGCUGGAGCCAACUGGAGCGUCAACUUCCACCGCAUAAAUGAAAACGAAAAGUCAUACAGCCAAAACAGGAAGACAAAGGAUGGCACCUCAGACAACAGCAAAGAUGGCCUGGCAUACUCGGCCCUGCUGAAGAACGAGCUACUGGGGGCGGGCAUUGAGAAGGUGCAGGACCCUCAGACGGAGGACCGGCGGCUGCAGCCGUCCACUCCAGAGAAGAGGAGCCUGUUUAGCUAUUCUUUAAGUGCCAAACGCUCAGUUCCAGAUGAUGGCAACAGCAUCUCCCCUUACUCCCUGUCACUAGUCAGCAGUAACAGUCAGAAGCUGUUGCGGUCUCCACGGAAACCUAUGCGCAAGAUCUCAAAGAUUCCUUUUAAGGUGCUGGACGCCCCGGAGCUUCAGGACGACUUCUACCUCAACCUGGUGGACUGGUCCUCGUUAAACGUGCUUAGUGUUGGCCUUGGGACCUGCGUGUACCUGUGGAGUGCCUGCACCAGCCAGGUGACGAGGUUGUGUGAUCUGUCAGUAGAAGGCGACUCUGUGACUUCAGUAGGCUGGUCGGAGAGGGGGAGCUUGGUGGCAGUGGGCACUCAUAAGGGUUUUGUGCAGAUUUGGGAUGCGGCUGCAGGAAAAAAGCUCUCUGUAUUAGAGGGCCACACAGCCAGAGUGGGCGCGUUGGCGUGGAACGUGGACCAGCUGUCUUCAGGCAGCAGGGACAGGCUAAUCCUGCAGAGGGAUAUCCGGGCCCCUCCACUACAGUCCGAACGCAAGCUCCUGGGUCACCGGCAAGAAGUGUGCGGCCUAAAGUGGAGCACAGACCACCAGCUCCUCGCCUCAGGUGGCAAUGACAACAAGCUGUUAGUGUGGAACCACUCCAGCGUCUCGCCCAUGCAGCAGUACACAGAGCACUUGGCGGCCGUGAAAGCCAUCGCCUGGUCGCCUCACCAGCACGGUCUGCUCGCAUCCGGCGGGGGAACAGCUGACCGCUGCAUCCGCUUCUGGAACACGCUGACCGGGCAGCCUCUGCAGUCCACUGACACCGGCUCACAGGUCUGCAACCUGGCCUGGUCCAAACACACCAAUGAACUGGUCAGCACACAUGGAUACUCUCAGAAUCAGAUCCUGGUGUGGAAGUACCCCUCCCUCACACAGGUGGCCAAGCUCACCGGACAUUCCUACAGAGUGCUAUAUCUGGCCAUGUCGCCGGAUGGGGAGGCCAUAGUUACUGGAGCAGGAGAUGAGACUCUGCGCUUCUGGAACGUCUUCAGCAAAACCAGAUCCACCAAGGAAUCUAUAUCAGUUUUAAAUCUGUUUACAAGGAUCCGGUAAUAUCUGCAUGCAUUUGGACAUGCUAACAUUAAGGACUCCCAUGGGAACAUACGCUGAUUAUCACCGUGAUAACCUGAGCGACUGAUGGACGUUAGACCACACCUCCUCUUCUGUGGUGCUGUUUUGAAGAACUGGGAAUAGACAGAGGGGCACUGUGGGAAAUGUGUCCCCUUAGAUUUUACUUCAGAGAGGAGCGGUUGCAUUACUGCCAAAUAACUAACGUGUGAAUGUUUAUUUGUUGGUUUGUUUAAGUUUCUUUUCACCACUGUGCUUUUCUAAAUCUUGUGUGCUUUUCCCUCCCCCGCAGUUGUGUUUGUGAUAAUGAGCUUUGUGCCCAUUAGCCUUAACUGCAGUGUUGAGUUAACCUCAGAGGGUCAACGUUAGGCCUUGGAACAUUGCAGCUACAUUUUCUUAUUAUUUUUAACAAAUUAUUUAUUUGAGCUUAGCUCCCUGCUUUUGUAAUCUAACUUGUUUGGUUUUUUUUUUAUAGAAAAAAAAAAUCAGAUCAUAUAUUUAAUUGACAUAUCAUAGAUAAAUAUUCUGUUUAAAACUGCAUUUACAUUUGGACCCUUUGUGUUUCUGUGUUAUGAAUCAUUUGACAUAAUCGCAGCAAUUGCUUUAAAUUCAGCUUUUGAUUCUCAAGUUGGCAAGAACUUCCAUUAUGUCUAUAACACACAGUACAGCAUAAUGUAUCUUAAACUACAUCCCAACCAGUGGAACCACUGUUUUACUUCAGCAGACUAAAUUUCUGUGGUAUGAAACAUUUAGUCCUCUGCACUUGAAUUAUUCCAAGUUGUUAGAUGUAAAUUG